AACAUUAAACCGCCAAAAAAACCAUCGAACAUCAGCAACGAUGUCACCGGCUCGAAUGGCUGACUGCGGCUGUGGCUACGGCAGCCCAGGGAAAUCAACCCGUAAUUCGGAGAAGAUAUCUGGAGCGUCACUCUUUCGAAUCGACAUGCAUACCCACAUCAUGCCUCCAACCCUCCCAGAUCUCUCCCCAUUCUCUCCUCCCGACUCACCGCGACCAUGGCUCCAAUUGAAACCAAGUCCCAAGGAUCCAGAAAAGGUCGAUAUGUAUGUGGGCGAUUCCUUUUUCCGAACAGUGGAACCGAAUUGCUUUUCUGGCGCUACGAGAUUGCGAGAAAUGGACGAAGCAGGAGUGGAUGUCCAAGUUCUCUCCACGAUCCCGAUUCUAUUCUUCUAUGACGAAGCCCCUGAACCAGUUACAAUCCUAGCGCAGUAUUUAAACAAUCAUAUCGCCUCCUUAUGCAGAGAGUAUCCCGGACGAUUCGUAGGUCUGGCUACCGUUCCGCUUCAGGAUGUAAAUGCGAGUGUGGAAGAGUUGAAAAGAGCGGCACGCGGGUUGAGGCUCGAAGGGGUAGAAAUCGGGACAACGAUUGGAGGCAAGAACCUCGAUGAUCCAUCUCUAGACCCGUUCUGGAGAGCAUGCGAGGAGCUGGAUUUCCCAGUCUUCGUACAUCCGCUUGGGUACUCGCUGCAGAAGGAGAAUCCGGAACGAUGGGGGAAGUAUUGGGCAAGUUGGCUGGUGGGAAUGCCGUCCGAGACGGCAUUGGCGAUCCUUAAUCUGACAUGUUCUGGGGUUCUGAACCGCUUCCCAAACCUCAAGUUCUGCUUUGCUCACGCAGGCGGCUCUUUCCCCUCCUUGCUUGGUAGAAUCGAACACGGUUAUGAGUGCCGUCCCGAUCUCGUCGCGCUCCACGCAGGUGGUAUCUCUCCGAAGCAUCAUCUGGCUUUUGGGAGCAACAUCUGGAUUGAUAGCUUAGUCCAUGAUCCUGAUUUAUUGGAGUAUAUCUGUAAGAAGAUUGGCAAGGAUAGAGUGUUGAUGGGGAGUGACUAUCCAUUCCCACUAGGGGAAGUACCUGUUGCCGGGCAGAUGUUGGCCGAGGAGGAAGAGCUUGACGGGUUUCUAAGUUGGGAUGAGAGGGCUAUGAUGUUGGCAGGGAGCACGAUCAAUUUUCUUGGUCUUGAGGACGCGUUUGGAGGUGUCUUCAUAGAGAGACUGGAAAAGUUUCGGAGGAUCAACGGACUGGAUAGGAAAGGGAAGAACGGAGUGGCCACACCACCGACGACCGGAAACCCUGGGUUUUCCACCUUGUCAUCUAGCUGAAUGCGGUCUGAUUUUGGUUCAUUUUGAGAAGUUUGAUGUGCAAUCGGGUGAUUUGUAAAAUCGACAUGAAGCAAUUUAUGGCGGGCCAAGUAUACAAUGAAGAACAAGCAUGAU
Hyaloscypha bicolor E is the source of this 1432-nucleotide messenger RNA. Its product is annotated as amidohydrolase 2. The transcript is spliced from 2 exons. Gene Ontology annotation, molecular function: carboxy-lyase activity; hydrolase activity. The record is from RefSeq and is a predicted model, not a curated record. NCBI's taxonomy places the organism in Eukaryota, Fungi, Ascomycota, Leotiomycetes, Helotiales, Hyaloscyphaceae. Gene Ontology annotation, cellular component: cytosol; cytoplasm. Gene Ontology annotation, biological process: secondary metabolic process. Bases 56 to 1318 code for a protein of 420 amino acids.